This is a messenger RNA of Rhizophagus irregularis DAOM 181602=DAOM 197198, 813 nucleotides long. RefSeq lists its product as uncharacterized. Gene Ontology annotation, molecular function: phosphopantothenoylcysteine decarboxylase activity; FMN binding. Gene Ontology annotation, biological process: coenzyme A biosynthetic process. Gene Ontology annotation, cellular component: phosphopantothenoylcysteine decarboxylase complex. The record is from RefSeq and is a predicted model, not a curated record. Lineage: Eukaryota; Fungi; Glomeromycota; Glomeromycetes; Glomerales; Glomeraceae.
CACAAAUAUCAAAGAUCUUAAAAAUUUUUCGCUUUUACUGAAGAUUUAUAUUAUGUCACGUAAAAUUAAAAUAUUGAUUGGAGCAACUGGUAGUGUAGCAAGUAUAAAAAUACCUAUACUUGUGCAAUCCUUAUUACAGAAUCAAAAUGUUGAAAUAAAAAUAGUAUCAACAGAUAAAGCAUUGCAUUUUUUUGAUAGAGAAUCUUUAACAAAGGAUUUUGGUGUACAAGUUACUACUGAUGCUGAUGAAUGGAAGGCAUGGAGUAAAGUAUCAGAUCCCGUAUUGCACAUUGAGUAUAGGGAUUGGGCAGAUAUGUUUGUAAUUGCGCCACUUGACGCAAAUACAUUAGCAAAAACUGCAAAUGGAUUAUGUGACAAUUUAAUAACAUGUAUUCUAAGAGCAUGGAACAUAAAACGACCUGUUAUAGUUUGUCCAGCAAUGAACACAUAUAUGUGGGAACAUCCAUUUACCGAAAAACAUCUUGAUAUUUUGUCAAACCAAUUAAAAUAUGAAAUUAUCUCUCCCAUUAGUAAAAAAUUAGCAUGUGGAGAUAUCGGUGUUGGUGCAAUGGCAGAAGUUGCAACAAUUGUAGAAUAUAUUCAACAAAAGUUAAUUAAUAAAUAAUUGUUUAUUUCCUUCUAUACUGAAUAUUGUUUUAUGUUAAUUGAUUUUAACCAAAAUAGUUCCAGCAUCAACAACAUCACCUUCCUUAACUAAAAAUUUUGCAGUUCCAUCAUGUCUAGCAAAUAGUUUAACUUCCAUUUUCAUGGCUUCCAUUAUUAAUAAAACAUCAUUUUUUUUAACAUUUGUAU